GUCUAUAUAAUAUGGUCCAACGCUGUUAAGUUGAACGUAGAAGUGUGUUAAGUAUUAUAGAUAUAAGUGCAUAUUAUUACUAUAGAGGUUUGUUAUUUCUAGUUAGGAAUCGGAAUAACCAACUAAGACCAUAAAAAAUGGGAGUUUUCCAUUUGAUUGCAUUAGCGUUAUUCGCUGUUGGAUCUUUUGCUGAACAUAAUAUACCGAAGCUAACAAACGAGGAUAAUUUUAUUGGAGAGAAGAAGUGGGUAGUUUUGGUAGCUGGUUCAGAUGGAUGGAGCAAUUACAGACAUCAGGCGGACAUAUGCCAUGCAUACCAACUAAUUAAAAGUAACGGAAUACCAGAAGAAAACAUCAUAACAAUGAUGGUGGAUGACAUUGCAUAUAAUUCAAGGAAUCCUACACCUGGGACGAUUAUUAACAAGCCAAACGGCACUGACGUUUACCAAGGAGUUGUAAUCGACUACAAAGGAAAAGACGUAAACAAAUCAAAUUUCUUAAAAAUUAUCACUGGCGACAGUGAAGGCAUGCGAUCCAUUGGAAGUGGCAAAGUUAUAAAAGGAGGACGACUCGAUAAGAUUUUCAUUAACUAUGUUGAUCAUGGUUCGACUGGAUUCUUAUGUUUCCCAGAUGAUUAUUUGUAUGCCGAUGAACUAAACGAUGCAUUUAAUUCUAUGCAUGGAAAUGGAACUUAUAAAAAGAUGUUGUUGUACAUUGAAGCAUGUAAAGCUGGAUCUAUGUUUGAUGGUAUACUUAGUGAAGACACAAACAUUUUGGCAAUAACCGCAUCAGGACCAAGAGAAAGUUCAUACGGUUGCUACUGCAGAUCUGAAUCGGGUCCGUACAGGACAUGUCUCGGAGAUUUGUUCAGUGUCACAUGGAUGGAAGACUUAGAUGUGCCAACGUCCAGACAGUCAGCAAGGAAACGGUCCAUUUUCAACGACUUUAGGGAGGUCAGAACCAACGUAACUAAAAGUAAUGUCAUGAUGUACGGAGAUCUUGAUAACGGAAGCGAUAAACUCUCCUCGUUUAUUGGUUAUCAUGGAAAUGAUGGCAACGUCUCGCCGGCUGUACGAAAAUCGAACGAGAUCAAUAUAAAAACCACAACAUCCAGUCGAGAUGUACACGAAAGUGAAUUACAAUAUCGAUUGGCGCACGAAAAGUUGUCGCUUCCAGAAACGCUCAAAUUGUCAGCAGAAUUACGUAAAAAUAACAAGAUGAGAUCCGUCAUAGACUCUGUACUCCAAAACAUUUACUCGGAAGUGGUGAAGGCAAGGCCGGACAUCAAGAGCGAAAUCGGUUACUACGACGAACCUAACUAUCUACAACUGAAUUUGUCCAUGUUCCCAUGCUACAGAAGCGUUUUGAAUCAAAUCACCGAGAGCUGCUUUUCAUUGCCUCAGAAUCCCUACGUAUUGGAUAAGUUAACGAUUUUCGCCAACAUGUGUGUCGUUGACAAUCAAAUCCACCAGAUGGUCGGCAACAUAGUCGUUAAAUCGUGUUCAAACAUACCAAAAAACAUAAUAAACGUACAAUAAAAUGUAAUAUUAUAUAGAAUUAUGUAGUAUUAUUAUUUAGUGCAAAAGUUUAAUGUUUAAGUUUCAACAAUUAAUGAUAUUAUUGAUAUUCAAUAAAUAUUAAAAUAUAAUCAUUCCGUAAUAUUCA
Molecule: messenger RNA, 1665 nt
Organism: Rhopalosiphum padi (bird cherry-oat aphid)
Lineage: Eukaryota; Metazoa; Arthropoda; Insecta; Hemiptera; Aphididae
Product: legumain-like
Exons: 12
Coding region: 138-1538 (466 amino acids)
Biological process (GO): vacuolar protein processing
Molecular function (GO): cysteine-type endopeptidase activity
Source: RefSeq, a predicted model, not a curated record